AUGGAGCUUCAUUUGAAACUUCACAUUUGUAUUGCUUUCCUCUCAUGUUGUAAGGUUAAUGCUCAGGUGGUGCAAUGGAUGCAGCAUCCAGGCUUGCAGGUGUUGCGCAGCGCGGCACAUUACUGGCCCCUCGAUGAUGUGAGUGGAAUCCAUGAGCUGUGGGACCAGAUUGGGAAGAGAACAGGUUAUGUUAACGGCAGCAACAUAACUCUCAGAAUCCACAACCACACUGUGCUCCCCUCCUCCCAUAACUCUUCCUAUGUGUACACCAAUGACUCCGCAUACACUAACAUAUCCGCGACCGUAGAUAUUGUUGAAGGAAUGGUAAACAAAGGCAUCUUUUUGAAUGGAGAUAAUGGCGGCACUUUUCUCCACUUUGGAACAUUUCAGAAUACCUGCAUCAGUGACCCCAUGCUGUGCGGUCCAGAAGGGAUCACCUUCUCCUUUUUCUGGAAGAACCAAGAGUUGCAGGGCUCCAGGUUUGCAGUUGCGUCUGGAGGAAAAGUGAUCUCCAAUGGUUUCUCGGUCUACACCAAUCCUUUCAGAGGUUAUGUUGAGUUUUACACAAGAGGAAACAACCACAGAUGGAAGGCAGAUAUCAAGGUGCCAGGGCCCUUCUGGACUCACAUUCUUUUCACCUGGACCAAAGCGAAAGGUCUGGACGUAUAUAUAAACGGGACUUUGAACGCGAGGGACAAAGACGGCAUCGUCUCAGAGAACUACGGAGACCCCUAUCCUGACCUGGUCAUCGGCACAGGCAACGGCAAACCGCACGGCCAUUAUGUGACCGGUGCCUUUGAUGAGUUCAUUAUAUGGGAACGAGCACUUUCCCCUGAGGAGAUCCUGCUGUACUACCACGCAGCCACAGGUCAAGACUUAUUUCCUCUCACAACACCCGGCGUCUCUAAGGAAGUUGCCACAACAUCGCCAGCAUUAAGGGCCGAUGAGGUGAGCGCUCCAGGGGUCCGAGACGUCCAAAGCCAAACGGAGCAGGACACCAUGCCAGUGCUGGGCUUCCUCCAGGAACUGCCCAAUCGCACCAUUUCUCACAACACCGCCAACAACCUCACUCAGGCAUUCCUCAAAAGUGUGGAAGAAGUGCUGUCCUCCCCCGGGCUGCCAGAGCAGCAGUCCCCGUCGGUGGUCGGGGGCCUCAUCGAGACCGUGGACCGGGUCAUGGAGCACAUGGUGAACAGCCUGGAGCCUGGACCCUCCUCUCUGCUGUCCGUGGGUGGGACGUCGUUCGUUGCAGAUUAUUCACUGACAAAAUUCCCUCAAAACUACAACCUCCAACAUUACCGUUUCCCCGUUCAGGGCAAGAACUACAUCUCUGUGCCUGGCGAGGCUUUCUCCGCGCAGUCUCAAACCACCAUUGUCGGCCUCUUCUAUCACAACAUCCACAAGUACUACCGGGAAAUCAGUCCGUUCAAAACAAGGAUCAAUGAAGCCUCAGAUUUCAAAGACCAUAAGAUCCAGGUUGCAAGUAACUUGAUCUCUCUAAAAGUGGAACCAUCUCCGGCCUUGUCCAUCAACCUGUCUGGGACCCCACUCAUCAAAAUCGUGCUCACCCACACUCUGACAAAGGAGCAACAGGAUCAAGUCUUAAACCAGAGCAAUAAAAUCUUCCUCUACUGUGCCUUCCUGGACUAUAGCUCAAAAGAAGGAGUGUGGUCCAACGAAGGCUGUGUCCGUUCGGAGGGGAACAUCUCGUACUCUGUGUGCCUUUGUAACCACCUCACUAACUUUGCCAUCCUCAUGCAAGUUGUGCCAAUAGAGCUCACCUCUGGCCACCGGGUGGCACUGUCUACCAUCGGCUAUGUUGGCUGCUCCAUUUCCAUCUUUUGCCUGGCCAUCACUCUGGUCACUUUUGCAGUCCUUUCUUCAGUAAGUACCAUACGCAAUCAGCGAUACCACAUCCAUGCAAAUUUAUCCUUUGCAAUUUUGGUGGCUGAGAUCCUUCUGCUCAUCAGUGCACGCUUUGAUCCAGGCACACUGCCUUGUAAAGUCAUGGCCGUGCUGCUUCACUUCUUCUUCCUGAGUGCGUUUGCCUGGAUGUUGGUGGAAGGCCUUCAUCUUUACAGUAUGGUCGUCAAAGUCUUUGGUUCUGAGGGCAGCAAACACUUCUACUACUACGGCAUUGGCUGGGGGUCUCCGCUCUUGAUCUGUGUGGUGUCUAUGACCUCAGCUAUGGGCAGUUACGGAGAGGCGGAUAAGUGA
This is a messenger RNA of Knipowitschia caucasica, 2217 nucleotides long. NCBI's taxonomy places the organism in Eukaryota, Metazoa, Chordata, Actinopteri, Gobiiformes, Gobiidae. The record is from the annotation of a GenBank genome assembly.